AGGAAGGAAAACAUUAAGAGAGAAGGAGGGAGAGAAGAGAGGAGAAGGAGGAGGAGGGAGGGAAGGAAGGAGGUAGAAGGAAGAGGAGGAGGAGAAGGAGGAGGAGGGGGGAACGGACGGACGGACAAGCCAGAGAGAGAGACCCAGAUAAACAGUCUCAUCCACCAGACAAGCUCCAAGCCGACCAAAAUACACCUCCCUCCCGGGUCCCCUGACCCCAACCCUCCUCUCUUCCCUUUCUUCCCUCCCUCACCCCGACCUCUUCUUCCCAGCCCCCCGGAAAAGAAUUGCCAGGCUGCCUCUUCUGCUGGAGGGCAGAAGGCGCAGGAUCCUCGGGGUUUGUUUUUUUUGGGGGGGAGGUGGUGGUGGUGAAGAUGGUUGAAGAAACUUCUUAAAUGAUCGCAUCUGGCUGGCUGUUUGGAGGAUUUCUGGGUUGGGGAAGAGGAAAGGAAAGUGGAAAAAAACUGAGAACUUCCUGAUCUCUCUUGCUGUGAGACAUGUCUGAGACUCCUGUUCAGUGUACCAUUAAGCAGGAGAGAAUUUCAUACACCCCUCCAGAGAGCCCGGUGCCAAAUUAUACUGCUUCCUCAACUCCUCUUCAUGUUCCAGUGCCUCAAGCCAUCAGGAUGGAGGAGGACUCUAUCAGACUGCCAGCACACCUGCGCUUGCAGCCGGUUUACUGGAGCCGGGAUGACGUAGCCCAGUGGCUCAAGUGGGCUGAAAAUGAAUUCUCUUUAAGGCCAAUUGACAGCAACACGUUUGAAAUGAAUGGAAAAGCUCUCCUGCUGCUGACCAAAGAGGACUUUCGAUAUAGGUCUCCUCAUUCAGGUGAUGUGCUAUAUGAACUCCUUCAGCAUAUUCUGAAGCAAAGGAAGCCGAGAAUUCUCUUCUCACCAUUCUUUCACCCAGGAAACUCUAUCCAAACACAGCCAGAGGUCAUGUUGCACCAAAACCAUGACGAAGAUAAUUGUGUCCAGAGAUCUUCAAGGCCAUCGGUGGAAAAUAUGCACCACAAUCCUCCUACCAUUGAACUCUUGCAUCGUUCCAGGUCACCUAUCACAACCAACCACCGGCCUUCCCCAGACCCUGACCAGCGGCCCAUCCGGUCCCCGCUGGACAACAUGAUCCGUCGCCUUUCCCCAUCGGAGCGGAUCCCAGGCCCGAGGCUUCACCAGGAGAACAACCACCAGGAGUCCUACCCUCUGUCAGUGUCUCCCAUGGAGAACAAUCACUGCCCACCCUCCUCUGAAGCCCACCCAAAGCCAUCUAGCCCUCGUCAGGAGAACACUCGGGUCAUUCAGCUGAUGCCCAGCCCCAUCAUGCACCCUUUGAUACUGAACCCCCGGCACUCAGUGGAUUUCAAACAGUCCAGGCUGUCAGAGGACGGACUUCAUAGGGAAGGGAAGCCCAUCAACCUGUCACACCGGGAAGACUUGGCCUAUAUGAACCACAUCAUGGUCUCCGUCUCCCCACCGGAGGAGCACGCCAUGCCUAUUGGGAGAAUAGCAGACUGCAGGCUGCUCUGGGACUACGUCUAUCAGUUGCUUUCUGACAGCCGGUACGAAAAUUUUAUCCGAUGGGAGGACAAAGAAUCCAAAAUAUUCCGGAUAGUGGAUCCCAACGGACUGGCUCGACUAUGGGGAAAUCACAAGAACAGAACAAACAUGACCUAUGAGAAAAUGUCCCGAGCCCUUCGCCACUACUACAAACUCAACAUUAUCAGGAAGGAGCCAGGACAAAGGCUUUUGUUCAGGUUCAUGAAAACCCCAGACGAAAUCAUGAGUGGCCGAACAGACCGCCUUGAACACCUUGAGUCCCAAGAGCUGGAUGAACAAAUGUACCAGGAGGAUGAGUGCUGAAGAAACCAACGUCCCACCUUGGGGGAUGGAUCACUGAAAAGAAAAACCAUCCAGCUGGAGUGCUGGAGGUGUGUGGGAGCAGGGUGGAUUGAGGGAAAGCAAAAAGGAAGAAACACAGAACUGGGAGUUGACCAGACCAGAAGGGACCCCAGACACCUUAGAUAAAGCAUCCGCAGCAGCAGGGCUGGUGUUCUGGUAGAGGGCCCAGAGCCUGGGACUUAUGUACCAUUUCACUCUCCUUUGAGGAUCUCCCUUGGCCUGUAAUUCCUCAUCCCCACCCCUCUGCCCACUGUUAGUUUCUGGGUUUGGGGGUUGUUGCUGUUUUUUUAUGAACAUGCAGUUUGACUUUUUCAUAAUUCAUAUAGGGCAAGAUGAGUUUGCUUUCCUAUGGAAAUAUAUAUCGAUUAUAUUUUUUUUGCAAGUCUCACAAAUUAUGGCAUAAAAAUCCAACCUGACAGGAAAGAGAGUAUGCAAGGUUUCUUUUUUUUUCUUCUACUGUACGCAGAAGGUUUGCUUCUGUUGCUGUUGUAUCCUGGCUGCUGGGGGCUUGGAGGAGGAAAACUUAAAAAGAAAAAAAAAAUUGAAAAGGGGCACUCAUUCUUAUCUCUCUCCCUUUCCUUCCCUCCUUCCUGCUUUGGACAUCUUUCAGCAUAGUUCAGCUUAGAAAUACCUUGGGAAUUGCUGGCCCAUGAACUAAAGUGCUAGAAAGUCAAAACAAAAUACCAGCAUUGGGUCACCAAUCUCAAAUAUGCCUUAGGAAGGUCAGAAACUCCACAGGUGUAUUUCUAAAGGCUACAUGCUAGGCCUAAAACCAACCUACAAAGAACAGUGCAGCUUUGGAGAAGGGCACUAACCUAUUUGUCCUUCUCUGGAGGUUGACACAGACACCACUCCCAAGUUGCCCGAGAUGUCUACAAGAAUUAGGAUUCUGCGUAACACUGAAGAGUGAAAAUAUGAUCAAGAAAACACAGGGACUUAAUGAAAAAUAUCCUGUAAAGUGGAGAACUUAGAGAGAGGAGAGGGGGUAGAGAAACGCCCUGUUCUUCUUUCCCCACCCCAACAUCAUCUUGCAAACGGUUCCACACCCUGUCCUGUCUUUCCCGUUAUUCAGAGAUUUUUAUUAAUGAUUUCAUAGCCUCUUUUACCCUGUUUUCCCCCUAGUCCCCAUUUGAAUUAGGGCAUUUGAGAUGAAAGGAACUUCUAGGGCGGCUCCAGCUGCCAGCAAUGAUCUUCUCUUCCCUUUUGGGACACGUCAUCAGCCCUUCCUUCCUUCCUUCCUUAUCGAUGGGAUGUCUGAACUUGGGAAAGGGCUCAUUUAUCAGUCUAUUUCUCUUGGAAAUUAUGUCAGUAAUCUCAUAAGGUGAGGACUGUCCCACCUUUUAAUACUUUUACUAAUAACAGGUGUUUUGUAAAGAAAUGCUGUGGGCAUUUUUAAUUUUCUAGACAUUUAGAAUUGAGUUCAAUUCAAUUUACUUUUAUUAAGCACCUACUGAGUGCACGACAUUGUACUAGGUACUGUGGAUACAAAGACAAACUAAUCCCUGCCCUCAAAGAGCUUACAUUCUAUUGAGUUUAUCUUAUUAAGGCUUCCAGAAUGAGGGGUACAGACUUCCCUACCACCAUCACCACCACCACCACCACCACCACAAAAAAAA
This is a messenger RNA of Trichosurus vulpecula (common brushtail), 3514 nucleotides long. RefSeq names its product ETS variant transcription factor 6 (gene ETV6). The transcript has 8 exons. Gene Ontology annotation, cellular component: nucleus. Gene Ontology annotation, biological process: regulation of transcription by RNA polymerase II; cell differentiation. Gene Ontology annotation, molecular function: sequence-specific DNA binding; DNA-binding transcription factor activity, RNA polymerase II-specific. NCBI's taxonomy places the organism in Eukaryota, Metazoa, Chordata, Mammalia, Diprotodontia, Phalangeridae. The coding region runs from base 498 to 1859 and encodes 453 amino acids. The record is from RefSeq and is a predicted model, not a curated record.